CCGGAGCGGAGCAAUUCAAAAAUUUGAUUUUGAUCUUGUCAAGUGAAAUUAGCCAACCUAAUGCACAUCUAUAUGUAACCAAAUUGUUAACAUCUUGUUCCAACUCACUUCUGACACUUUGCAUCUUUUUCCCAUUGUCUGUCAGGUAACUCUUAACAACACUACUUUAUGGGUCAUUUGCUAAUGCCUUGACUUCCCCUGACACUGUAACACAGUACUUUCCAGUCUUAUUGCUUCCAGUGUCAACCGCCGAUACAUAAACCUGUUUUCUCUAACUGCACACAGUUCAUUGGAGUAAUGUGCACAGCCACCUUGUGUUAAUGUAACUGCUUUUCUGUGUAAUCUGUUGCAUGCUUCUAUCCUCAAGCUAUCAGUAACUGCAUCUAACAGUUCACCAGCUAUCUGCUUUUGAUUGGGUGCUUUGUAAUCUGGCCUUAGGCAACUAAUCAGCAGCCCUCAAAGUGGAUUUUCCAACUGCAAGAUGACUUCCCACUGUCUGGUAGCAACUUGGAGUUGCAAGUUUCCACAGUGCGAUCACGACUCGUGCCUCCACCGUCAGUGCGGCUCUCAUGCUGGUGUUCCUGCGCUGGAUGGCUGGGAUCAUAAAGCAUAUGGAAUCUCUGUCAAAACGGACAAUCAGCAUGUUACAGCAAAGGAGUUUCAGGAGGCUAUGCUUAGCUGUAAGUACUCAGCUGGAAAGGGUAUUAUUCCAAGAGUAGAAUGGAAGAAACUCUCAUCCCGUGAUGUCUCAUUUGUGUACUACAAAGGUGACUUAGUAGGUGAUCUGAAAGGCCGAGCAGAGAUGAUAGAUUCAAGCAUACGAAUUAGAAAUGUGACCAGAAAAGAUUCUGCGAGAUACCGUUGUGAAGUUAGUGCGCCGACUGAACGGGGACAAAAUCUGGCAGAGACUAUUAUUACUCUCACAGUGUUGGUGGCCUCGGCAGCUCCAUCGUGUGAAGUGCCCAGCUCAGCGAUGAGUGGAACAGUAGUACAACUGAGUUGUAAAGAAAAUGAAGGGUCUCCUGCUUCUGAGUACAAGUGGUAUAGGAAUGGUGUUGCUUUACUGGAAAAUACAGGAACAGGCAGUGCUAAAAUAGGAAACAUUUCUUACACCAUGAAUAAAAAGACUGGAACAUUGCUAUUUAACACAGUUUCAAAGAAGGACACUGGAGAGUAUUACUGUGAAGCCUCUAAUGGAAUUGGACUUCCUCAAAAAUGCUCUGUGAAGCGAAUGCAAGUUGAUGACCUUAAUAUAAGCGGAAUCAUAGCUGCUGUAGUAGUUGUGGCUCUGGUAAUGGCAUUAUGUGGCCUUGGGGUAUUUUAUGCACAAAAAAAAGGUUACUUUUCAAAAGAAAGCUCUUCUCAGAAGAAGAGUUCUGACUAUAAAUAUACCCCAAGUGAAAAGGGUGGUAUGAAAGGGAAAGGGACCCCUUGGAGCCUUUUCCAUCCCCUCUCCCCCCACAUCCCCUUAAGCAGAGAGAGCAGAUCAGAAAGGUGGAACCUAAAGCAUUGCCUCUCUUCUCCUCUACACCCUGUCUGACAGCACUGGAGGGAUUUCAAGCACACCAAGUCCUUUGUUAUUUAGAAGAUUUCAGCCUCUUUGAGAGACACACAGAGACUACUUCUUAUACAAAAUAUUAAAGGGAUUUUUUUUAACUCUUCUGCAAAUAUUUGGAUUUGUUUUGAGAUGGCAUACACUGAAAGCAGAAAGUUUAUUGAAAUGUCUAGGAGCCGAUGUUACAAACCUAAUCAUGGACUGUACAACUGUUCAUAUUGUUUAAAAUACCAUUAUUUCUCUAAUUUAAGGAUAGUAGUAUGUAGAUUUCUUCUCAUCCGGUUUAUGUAUAUACACAGCAAGGGGACUCAUUACUAAGCAAAUUCAUGCUCAUGAUCUUUACAGAUUAGCGUUAGAAUUUUUUUGGCCACUCAAACCUAGUGCUUUGUAGUGUCUACAUCUAAAAGACAACGUGAAGGGCUCUAACUUUUGCCAUUUUUCAGUUUGAUUAGUGCCAUGACUUUUCUAAUAAUCUGUCAGACCAUGCAGUCAAGUGAACAAUUCUGAUACUGUACAAGUAUAAACUUGAGUUGUUAACUGUGGUUCACCCUCUCUAUAAUAGAGAACCUCCAAACAGUGUUCUGCUGUGGAGGAGUGCUUUUCAAUCUCUUUUCAUUUGCCAAUCUUUUCAAAAGUUCAAAUGGCAGUCCGGCCUCCUUUAGAAAUCUUAGACAUAGUUUGCAGACCUCAGGUUAAAAACCACCGCUGUAGAUCAAAUGUUCAAAUCCCAAUGCUAAAGUGUGUAGCUUUUUCCCUUCUAGGAAGUAUAUUUAAGAUCCGUGAAAGUUUCUUUGCUAAAGAUUGUAUGUGUGAAGGAAAACAGUGCAGCAAAACUGAUGCAGUAUUAGUGCCUUGAUUUUUCUGUUAAAAGUUCAGUUUCACAAAUAAAUGACGCCUAGUGUCUGA
This is a messenger RNA of Malaclemys terrapin pileata, 2461 nucleotides long. RefSeq names its product junctional adhesion molecule 2 (gene JAM2). The transcript is spliced from 11 exons. Lineage: Eukaryota; Metazoa; Chordata; Testudines; Emydidae. The record is from RefSeq and is a predicted model, not a curated record. Gene Ontology annotation, cellular component: tight junction; cell surface; protein complex involved in cell adhesion. The coding region runs from base 482 to 1540 and encodes 352 amino acids. Gene Ontology annotation, biological process: leukocyte tethering or rolling.